Phaeoacremonium minimum UCRPA7 is the source of this 1461-nucleotide messenger RNA. Its product is annotated as putative delta fatty acid desaturase protein. Gene Ontology annotation, biological process: lipid metabolic process. Lineage: Eukaryota; Fungi; Ascomycota; Sordariomycetes; Togniniales; Togniniaceae. The transcript is spliced from 2 exons. Gene Ontology annotation, molecular function: oxidoreductase activity, acting on paired donors, with oxidation of a pair of donors resulting in the reduction of molecular oxygen to two molecules of water. The record is from RefSeq and is a predicted model, not a curated record. Bases 1 to 1461 code for a protein of 486 amino acids.
AUGGCCACGACCGCGACAUCCAACAGCCUCCCGGCUGCCAGGAAGAACCCCGUGCUGCGACGCACCAUGACCUCGACCACCGCCGAGUCUGACAUGUCGUCUCCCUCCACCGCCGCCGCAUCGCCCGUCGACUCGCCCCGGCACUCGGCUUCCUCCACCUCCCUCUCCUCCAUGUCCUCCAUCGAUGCCACCGGCCAGAAGGUGCAAUACGGCAAGCUGAUCGACACCUACGGAAACGAGUUCGAGGUGCCCGACUACACCAUCAAGGACAUCCGCGAUGCCAUCCCCAAGCACUGCUUUGAGCGCUCAGGCCUGCGUGGCCUCUCGUACGUCUUCCGUGACGCUGCUUGCCUGGCUGCCACCUUCUACCUGUUCCACAACUUCGUCACCCCCGAGAUCAUUCCCUCGACGCCCGUCCGUGCUGUUCUCUGGGGCGUCUACACCUUCAUCCAGGGUCUCUUCGGCACCGGCCUGUGGGUGCUCGCCCACGAGUGUGGCCACGGAGCCUUCUCGCCCUCAAAGCAUUUCAACAACCUCGUUGGUUGGAUUGUUCACUCCUCUCUCCUCGUGCCCUACUUCAGCUGGCAGAUGUCCCAUAGCAAGCACCACAAGGCUACCGGACACAUGGAGCGUGACAUGGUGUUUGUGCCCCGCACCAGGGAGCAACACGCCACCAGGAUCGGCAAGCUUGCCCACGAGCUCGCGGAGCUGACCGAGGAGACGCCGAUCCACACCUUCAUGAUGCUCGUCCUCCAGCAGCUUGUGGGAUGGCCCAACUACUUGAUGACCAACGUCACUGGCCAUGACUGCCACGAGAAGCAGCGCGAAGGUCGCGGCAAGGGCAAGAAGAACGGCUGGGGCAACGGCGUCAACCACUUCAACCCCUCCAGCCCCCUGUAUGAGAACAAGGAUGCCAAGCUCGUGCUGAUGAGCGAUCUCGGUUUGGCCAUCACCAUCUCCGGUCUCGUCUACCUCGGCCAGACAUUUGGCUGGGCGAACAUGGCGGUGUGGUACUUCCUGCCCUAUCUCUGGGUGAACCACUGGCUUGUGGCGAUCACUUAUCUUCAGCACACCGACCCAACCCUGCCUCACUACACUCCAGAGGAGUGGAACUUCGUACGUGGUGCCGCCGCUACCAUCGAUCGUGAGUUUGGCUUCAUCGGUCGCUCUCUCUUCCACGGCAUCAUCGAGACCCAUGUCCUGCACCACUACAUCAGCACGAUCCCCUUCUACCAUGCCGACGAGGCAAGCGAGGCGAUCAAGCCGGUCAUGGGCAAGCACUACCGCUCCGAUGUGACCGAUGGCGCUGUUGGCUUCAUCAAGGCUCUCUACAAGAGCGCACGCAUGUGCCAGUGGGUUGAGCCCAGCGAGCAGGCUGUCGGCAAUGGAAAGGGCGUCUUGUUCUUCCGCAACCGCAACGGCUUGGGCACCAAGCCCACUAAGAUGGCACCGCCAUCAUAG